AUGCCUAAGGUCCUAGAAGAUUACCAAAAGAUAUUUUUGAAGCUGGCAAUUGAAUGUCAUGCCCUAAGAUUUGGUUCUUUCCAAUUGAAAUCCGGAAGAGAGUCUCCAUACUUCUUCAACCUGGGGUUGUUUAACUCUGGUAAGCUUCUGUACCACGUUGCCACUGCUUAUGCCAUUGCCAUCAUCCAUUCAGAUUUGAAGUUCGAUGUCAUUUUCGGUCCUGCUUACAAAGGCAUUCCGUUGGCAGCAAUUGUGUGUGUCAAAUUAGCUGAAAUAGGGGGAAGUAAAUACGAACAUAUCCAAUAUUCAUUCAACAGAAAAGAAAAGAAGGACCACGGUGAAGGUGGUAGCAUUGUAGGUGCCGAGUUAGCUGAUAAAAGAAUUUUAAUUAUCGAUGACGUCAUGACUGCAGGUACUGCCAUCAACGAAGCCUUCGAUAUAAUUAAAGCUGAAAAAGGUGUUGUGGUUGGGUCGAUAAUAGCUUUAGAUAGACAAGAGAUCGUAGAUUUAGAGUCCAGAGAUGGAUUAAGCGCCACUCAAUCUGUUUCAAAAAGAUACAAUAUCCCAGUUUUGAGUAUCGUUACAUUAACUGAUAUUAUUCAAUACCUAGAAGGUAGAAUUACACCUGAAAAGAAAGAUAAAAUACAGGAAUAUCGUCAAAAGUAUGGUGUAUUAUAA
Messenger RNA from Tetrapisispora phaffii CBS 4417, 678 nucleotides. RefSeq lists its product as uncharacterized. Gene Ontology annotation, cellular component: cytoplasm. NCBI's taxonomy places the organism in Eukaryota, Fungi, Ascomycota, Saccharomycetes, Saccharomycetales, Saccharomycetaceae. Gene Ontology annotation, molecular function: orotate phosphoribosyltransferase activity. Gene Ontology annotation, biological process: 'de novo' pyrimidine nucleobase biosynthetic process; pyrimidine nucleotide biosynthetic process; pyrimidine ribonucleoside biosynthetic process. The record is from RefSeq and is a predicted model, not a curated record. The transcript has a single exon. The coding region runs from base 1 to 678 and encodes 225 amino acids.